AUGGCCUGCUCAGAUGCGUUAGGCCUCUCAACCAAUCAAAUCGCAGAUGACUCGUUAUCUGCCACCACCUGGCAGCCUGGCAGAAGUGAUCCUUGGUAUGGCCGGUUAAACAACCAAUCACGACGCAGCUGGUGUGCAACUGUCAUUGAUGAUAUUCAGUAUCUUCAGGUUAUUGCAACAUUAAAUAAAUGUUUCUUAGUACGUGAUACAGGAUUUCAAUACUAAUAAAAAACUUGACGUAUAAUGACUACGUGAAUAAAAUUGCAAUAGGAUGAAUUUUGAAACCAUCACAGACAUGGAGGCAAAAGCAUCAGCUUGGCAAUUUAGUUUGAAAUUUCUCAUUUGCAUUUAGAUUGAUUUGGGUCCCAAACUGAGAUUAAUAACUGCGGUGGCCAGCCAAGGAAGUCAUAACUAUGACGAAUGGGUGACUAGUUAUAAACUCUCCUACAGUACAGAUGGCGGGAAAUGGAAAGUCUUUGGAAAAAGCGACAUACCGGAGGUGAGAACUGUUAUAACCGUGUUACAGUGUGAAUUCACUUCUUUCCCGUGCGGGAAACGGCACAAUCUCCAUUCCAAGGGCCUCCCUCUUCCUCCCUUGAGAUAGUAACCUGGUUGCAGUUCAUUUUGUGCUUACGCAGAAUCGUUCAGAAUUUGGGAGAUUUAAAAAAAAAAUAAAUCGAGGGUAGGAUUCAUGCAUAGAUUUUUUGUCAAUACUAACUUGACAGGGAAGGCGUUUAUUCGUGAUUUUCGUUUUCCAGUUGGCAGUACUGCCACUAAACUUUUAUCUAGAUAUAAAGCCACUAAACGCAUUACUUGUUUAACUUUCAACUCAAUGUUUGUAUACCCAACCGAAAGCCGAGCAACUUGAAGUCUACUCAGGAACGUAACCGCUAUUUUGCAAAUGCACUCGGGAUUUGUCGAUUGGUCGAGAACCCUCUCUCCCUACGGCGAUCUUUAUUUUGCAUAGGCACGUGACCAGCCGCAACCAGGGUGCACGUAGGACAGAAAAUGAUUUAAACGCUCACUUCUAACCUGUGAAGAAAAAAACAAUCAAAAUAAAUCAUAAUUAAAAUGAUAUGAAUGUUCUCAAUCGUUCAUUCAUUUUUUUACUCUUUCGUUACGUAAUCCAUCGAUUUAUUCAAAUAACAAAGCAACCACACCAGGAAAAGUUUAUGACGCUUACACGACGGAUAGGAAACGAUUCCAACUCCCACGUAACAAGGAUUAUAUAAAUGUUCCCAUUCAUCCAUUCAUUCAAUCAUUCCUACGUUGGUUUAUAUUUCUAUUUAUUACUUGCUAUUUACUCAAUCACCUGCUCUCAUAUUACCUCUUCUCUUUCGAAGAUAUUCGAUGCAAAUAAAAAUCGCGGAACUGAAGUAAAGCACCAAAUAGAUCCGCCCAUCACAGCUGUGGCCUUACGCUUCCACCCAGUGACAUGGGAGGGUGAUAUGUGCAUGAGGGUAGAAGCAUUUGGGUGCGAUGGUGAGCUUACCACAUCUAUAUCACUUCUUCUUCAAAGUAACCAAACGAUAAAAAAGUUUAGUUUAAUGAUAAUCAGAGGAUUAUCUUUAAGGAAUUGACCGUCCACCCUCACUUUCGUUUCACAAAAGACGUAAUCAUUAUUUUAAAUCCCACGAAAGCAUUUGAUAGGGUAACAGUUAUCGAUGAGUAGCAAUAAGUAAAGUGUAAAAUUAGUGAAUGAUAAAAGACAAUGCCGUAGAUUGAUCAUGAAAACACAAGUCCAAAAAUCUGUGCAUUGGAUUAAUCCUAUUUGGUGAUCUUAGGAUUAUCCUUCUAAACUAUAAGCUUUGCAAAUCACCAUAAGAAAUCCAUCGUUCCAGGCCAACGAAAAUACUGCAGUGAUGAUGGUCAAAGAUACCUGUACAUGUCUAAACAAAAUACUCUCUUUAACAUACUUCGAAUCAAAACGAAAUGAACUGAGGAAUCGAAGCCAAGUGCACAACUGAAGCGAAAGGAACAAUGCUGAAAUAAAAUUAGAAAUAAUAAGUUACCAGAAUUUUGCGUCAAGAAACUUGAAAAUGGGAAAACAAAAUAAAGGACAUCAAAAGACACUUACAAAGAUUGUAAAACGGUUGGCUUAAGGCAAUAUAUACAAAACGUUUUAAAGGAAUUAAGAAAAUUGAUUCAGCACUGUGACAGUUAAACGAUAAAGCCGAAUAAAUACGAUUUACGAUAAAGAACUUAUAUGAAUGAUACAAACAAAGGGAAAUUACGCAAAAAAAGUAACAGAAUAUUGAUAAAAAGUAAUGCAAAUGAAAACAAAAGAACUUAAUGAAAAUGCGACGGAAAAAAAAUACGAAUUUAUUAUAAGUAGCGUCAAUCACAAGCAGCCCAAGCUCCAGCUGUGAGAUGAUCAUCUUGCGCAAUAACAGUCAUGGCGGAAUUAUAGGAGUUUGUAUGGGAAUAUAACAACAAUAGCCUCUUGAUCGAUUUCUUUUGAGGGGACCCGUGGUUCUAAAACAAUUUAUUUACGAUAACUGACGGUAUGGUCCCCGGCGAGGCUCAGUUCGAAAAGGAGGUAGGGUUACCAAGCUGGUUUUCAACGGUCGUGUGUCAAGAUUGAUGUAGCCGCGGGCUGUUAGAACACCUCUAAACUGGAAAGUUUUUGAAGCAAACUGCGGCUUAGUGUCGGUUGCGUGGGGAAGAUUGAGUUUUUAGUGAAUUGAAAUGAAACUGCAGUAUAUUUGCUUGGAUUCUGCGUUGGAUUUGUGGUCGCCCGGUCAUUUUGAGCUUGGAUUUUUCGCUUCUCGGAUCAGGCGUUCGGAAAUGGAGUGUUCAGCCUUGGGCUUUUCUUAUGUACGUUGAAAACCUCGAAAUGAACAACUCGCUAAAAUGGGCUCUUUUCAUCAAAGUAAGCGGUCAGAUAACAAAUGAUACACUGUGGAUGUAAGGUGAGGUUUUUUUUAUAGAAUUUGACGUAUUUUGAAGCUACACUGGUUUGCAGAUUUAAUGAAUGUAACCGAAGAAGUUACAAUUCAUAGACCCAACGUUUCGACACUCCUGUCUAGUGCCUUCAUCAGGGGUGAUCUAAACGCUGCAACAAGAGGUCCUUUUAUAUGAUCACUAAUUUAAUCAAAGCAGAGAACUGCCAAAAACCAGUUACAAAUAGAAACGCUCUUGAUGAAAGGGAACCAGCGACUGGUUUUGCUGUUAUUCCUUACAUACAGGGUGUUACCGAACCCAUCAAGAGAAUUUUGAAUAGCCACAACGUUAAAGUUGCUCAAAAACCUUUUCAGACUUUGGGGCAUAUUUUCGCCAAACCUAAGGAUCCUGUCACGAAAGAACAACGAACCGACGCCAUUUAUUCUAUUCCUUGCAAUGACUGUGACAACGAUUACAUCGGACAGACCAAACGCCAGUUUGGUACACGGUUGCAAAAAGAGCUUUAUCAAAAAGCGGUUUUUCUUUGCAAAAGGAAAAUUCAGCUUUUAUCGGAGCAUACUUGCCUAAACCAACCAUACAAUUGGGUGGGAUAAUUCUAAAAUUAUCACCACUAAUCGGCGUUACCACCAGCGCCUUUGUUUGGAGGCUUGGCACAUUAACUCCGCCCACGCUCCUUUAAAUCGUGACGAUGGCGGUCUGCUUCCUGACGCCUAUUUACACCUCGUCAGAAAAAAAGGCCGCUAAUUAAUUGAUCCGAGAAGCGAAAAAUCCAAGCUCAAAAUGACCGGGCGACCACAAAUCCAACGCAGAAUCCAAGCAAAUAUACUGCAGUUUCAUUUCAAUUCACUAAAAACUCAAUCUUCCCCACGCAACCGACACUAAGCCGCAGUUUGCUUCAAAAACUUUCCAGUUUAGAGGUGUUCUAACAGCCCGCGGCCACAUCAACCUUGACACACGACCGUUGAAAACCAGCUUGGUAACCCUACCUCCUUUUCGAACUGAGCCUCGCCGGGGACCAUACCGUCAGUUAUCGUAAAUAAAUUGUUUUAGAACCACGGGUCCCCUCAAAAGAAAUCGAUCAAGAGGCUAUUGUUGUUAUAUUCCCAUACAAACUCCUAUAAUUCCGCCAUGACUGUUAUUGCGCAAGAUGAUCAUCUCACAGCUGGAGCUUGGGCCGCCUGUGCGCCAAUAUAGUUUUUGGCGACAACAGAAGUCAUAAGCCAUUUAUGUUUAGACAUGGUGACACCAGAUCUUGUUUACGCAACACCUUCGGGGACUGGGGACAAUCACCAGAAUGUCGUUUCAAAUUAUGUUUCUACAGCUUAUUCAGAAGCGUUAGGGGUGGAGAAUAGUAGUAUCAUUCAGGAUAAAUAUCUGACAGCGUCUCAUCAUAAGUACUCUUUCGAAGCACGAAAAGGAAGACUUCAUAACUUAGAGAACGCAUGGUCAGCUUAUCCAAGAGUGGGAACUUUCUUGGAAAUCUCCGUUGGAAGACAUCUGAGCAUUAUUACUGCUAUAGCCACACAGGGUGUAAAGAAUGAAUAUCACGAAUCCUGGGUACUAAGCUACAAAUUGAGUUACAGCUUAUGGGGAGACGAGUGGAUGGAAUACAUUGACGACGGCGAAGUCAAGGUCAGCCAGUCUAUCCAAAAUUCAAAACAAAAAACAAAAAACAAAAGCAUUUGUCACCAAUCAUUGAUCACUCUCAUCUUUAAACUUGAAACGCCUCAAAAAGGUGAUUACAAUCAGAUCCCGACCUAACAAAUGGUUUUUUUAUUAAAUCAAUAAGUAACGGUAAUAGGACUGAGUGGAGUCCAAUUCGGACCCAAUCGGACGGCACGAAGUCUUAUUUCCAUUUAAUCAUAAAAAUUACAAUUUUUGAGUAAAGAAGAAUUGCCAAGUUAUGAAAGAUUUUUGAGUAUACGCUGCCCAGAUUGCCAAGACUUCGUGCAUAAGGUCUCAAACAAGGUUUAAACUUUGUAAACAAACACAGAAACUGUUCAACUAUAAGUCAAUCGCUGCCAAUUUUUAACCUUUAAACGCGGGAAAUGUUAGUUGAAAAUUCAGAAUCAAAGUUUACGUCUCCUUUCUUGUUUCAGGUAUUUCGUGGUAACAACGAUCACAGCACAGUAGUAAAGAAUUACCUCCGACACAAUAUAACAGCCUUACGUAUUCGUUUUUGGCCAGAAACAUAUUAUAUUCGUCCUGCAUUAAGAGUCGAGUUGUACGGCAGUAAGGGUGAGUAAAUUCGUAUUAGAAAAACAAAUUUAGUUUAGUUUGGUCGGUUUCCAAUUCUCUUAUAUGUUUUUGAGACUGUUGUGAUGAAAGCGUUGUUUCCAGGAUGCCAUAAAAAAGAUGAGGCCGUUAUUCUCACCACUGCAUACAGUUCGUACUUGUUACAUUCUAGAUAUAUUGAUGGAAAAAGUCAUCUGUGUGUAAAAAUUUAAUCUUCUCAUAAUUAAAGCCAAUUGUAAAAUGAGAGUAAUGUACUAUGUUCAUCCUACCACGAUCAUAAGUUUACUUGUAAAAUUUUCAUAAUGCAUUCGUAAAAUGUGCAGAUGUUUGCCAAAACCCUCUUGGCGUGGAGAGCGGCGACAUAUCCAAUGUACAGUUUACUGCAUCAAGUCGUGCACCAGUUGAGAGUGAUGCAUGGAAUGGUCGCUUAAACAACGGGAAGGCCUGGUGCGCGGGAAAUAAUGACGAUAAACAGUAUCUUCAAGUAGAUUUAGGAAGAAUUCUUACGGUAGCGCGAGUCGCCACGCAGGGUCAUCCUGACAAUCUUCAGUGGGUGACUCGUUAUAAAGUGGCUUACAGUAUGGAUGGAAUAUUUUGGAGGAAUGCUCUUGACGAAAGCAAGUCAAAGGUUAGAAUUGUAACUCAUAUCAAGUUCAAUGAUCUGGCACAGGCGUAGAGUAGGGACUUACAUACCCCGGCAAAACAUCUUGUUGGCAAAGAUAAGUAUCUCCUGAGAGUAGGUCCACGUGGGAUUGCACGGAGUCCAAAGCUUAGUGGUUUCCACCUUCUUUAUUAGCUAUGGAAAAAUGUCACGUCCAGUCUUCCUCAGUAUCUACUUCUGUAACAUUCUCAUCACUAGGAAAUUAGAUAUUAUUUAACCAAAAGAACUGUUUUCAAUUGCAUCAGUUAAGAUCCAUGAUUCCAUUCCUCUCUUGAAAAGGAGGUUUUUGUACUAUUAAUUGCGAAUGGUGAUGAAGGAGUAACCUAGUGAUUGACUAGUGUAUUAUGCAUCGCCUAAUGUCUACAUCUUUUAAAGACCCUGAGUGGUAAUACAGAUCACAGCAGAGUGAAGGAAGUCCCAUUCUACAAACAUGUAACAGGUAGAUUCUUGAGGUUCCUUCCUGUGGAGUGGAAUAAUGCAAUCUGCAUGAGAGUAGAGGUUUACGGUUGUGAAGGUUGGUAAUUCGUAAACUCAUGGUAGUUUCGGUAUACUAAGCAAAUUUCUGUUAAAAUUUAAGAUAUGGUUUUUCUCGAGUGUUUUACAUGUCGCCCGGGUUGGACAGUGCUUGUGCUUGAAUUUUCAUACAAUUUGAUGUGAAAUACGAGCCGGGAGUGCAGGAUAUAAGGGCCCUUGAUCACAAUACAAUUCCAUUGUGAGCAGAUUACGCACAUUGCUUACAAUGCAUUAUGCCAUAAUCAAUAGCUAGCAAAGCGUUACCCCAAAUUAUGAAUAGUAAACAAUUAUAAAAAUAAUGAUAUUUAACGAGGGAACCGAACUGGUAGAUGCAGUUUUCAGUGGGGCCCUUCAAAUUUGCCGUUUUACCUGUUACGAAUCAUUUAUGAUGUUGUUGGACUGUUGGUGUAAACUAGCGAGAUAUCAAGAGUCUGAGCAAGAACUUUUAUCGGAGGCGACAGCCAGUCUUUUCUUAAUGACCCAUUCAGCCCUGAGUGCGUGCUCUUAAACAUCCUAUCAGUAGGUGGGUGUGGGCUCACGGGACUACUAACCAUAGCAGAUUAAAUAAAAAAGACCUCCUAUUGAGGACUCUAAGCAAGGUCAGAAAGCAAACCUAGACACGAUUAGCGAUGGUGAUUAUUGUCCGAGAAGAAUCACUCAAAAGCAAAACUAUACGUGGUCUUGCAUCACAUAACAAACAACUAGGCUCAGAAGACUCACAUAAAACUUCCAAUAUUAGUAUAUUUCGUGACCAUGUGUUCUCAUUCCGCCCAAUGACUUAUGUACCGCACGUAUUUCCAGAUUGCGCCUAUCCGGUUGGUAUUGAACGUGGAGUAGUACCAAAUGAAGCCUUUUCAGCCUCAUCAUGGUACGACGUGGACCAUGAGCCUUGGCUGGCAAGGCUCUAUAGUAGAGAAGGCGAGGGAGCCUGGUGUGCACUGGAAAAUGAUGGGACCCAGUACUUACAAAUCGAUCUAGCUCAAAUACAUAUCAUAACAGGCGUAGCUACUCAAGGAAAGUACGAAAUAUCAGAAUGGGCGAUUCGUUUCAGAGCUUGGGUGACAAACUUCAGCUUAUCUUUCACCGACGAUCAUAUGCUUUGGGUUAACUACACUGAGGAUGGAGUCUCUCCGAAGGUGAGCUUUGCUAAAAAAUUAAGCCUAGAUUCAAAAUUGCAUACGAAAACCAUAUUGGUCAAAUUAUCAGCUGUAGUUUGUCACAAAACUUUGAGUCUUUGAUACUUCAAUCCUAUUUUCCCGCAUCAAAAAUUGCCAUUCCUGUCUGAUGUUUGCGUAAAAAGAGAGGCCUGGCUCUUUGUGCUGACAGAUGCUUCGCUGUAGUGAUUUCCCUCCUGGAAAAACGAGUGUAAGAGAAAUGUGUUGUAUUGUCUAAAACAACAUUUGCGAAAUAAAUUUUGACUCAACUUUUUAGGUCUUUGAUGGGAAUUCACAAAGGAAUCAAGUUAUCCGACAUACGCUUUUAAAAAGAAUAACUUCUCGACAUCUAAGGUUUCUUCCAGUCACAUGGUUUGGAUGGACAUGCAUGCGGGUCGAAGUUUUUGGAUGCAGAGGUUAGUAAGAUGUUCUUGAAGAAAUUUAAUAAGAAUGCUGGAGAGGAUUAUUACUCCACCCGAGAGACUCCGUGGGAAGCCAGAUGCCUUUAAAUGUAUCAAGGGACAAACAGUAGUGAUAACUACUAAAAUGCCAUUCAAUUUUUUCUACAAGGAAUCGAAACUUUUUGUUUUUUGACAGGUUCUAUGCAAAUUACUGUGCCUUGGUUUAAAAUAAAAACUGACAACAACUUCACUGGCGAUAUAAUUAGUUUAGGUACACCUAAUUUCAAUGGAGUUUUUCUUUGAAAAAACAGUGAAAAUACAAAGGAAAAAUUAUAAAAGAAUUAGCAGCGUUUAAAAUUACGCUCUGGCUUUAUGCCUGAUGGCCGAGCAAUUUUUAUAUAAUUUCCGCUGAAAUUUUUUUUUCAAAUCUCAUGAGAGUAUCAGAUAGUUGCUGGAAAAAGUUAUAUAUUUUUUUUCUGUCGGUCUUGAUUUGACGACUCAGCUUGCUCUUCUGCUCUUGGAAUGGAGGAUUUUCACCUGCCGUAUGAAUCGAUUCUGGUUUCAUCAGUUCAGUCUGGACUUUACGCUGCAAGAGCCAGAAUUUUUAAUUCAUACACAUGGCUUCGAGGCUAUAAUGAUAAGAACUCUUUUCUCCAAAUUGGAAACGGCAUAGAUGAAUACCUCUUUACUGCAAUUGCAACUCAAGGCCAUUUGACUAUGAGGUCAGCCGUGGUCAAGUUCCAAUUGUCUUUUUCCAGAGAUGGUUUACACUGGUUUUACUACAGAGAGAAUGGCGACAUCAAGGUAAAAACGUUUUUAUUCAUUUAUGAAUUUUAGUUCUCCAUUCCAUCGAUAUGUAAGUCGUGAGGCAUGAAAAACGUUUGUGGUAGGUUACAAAAGCAAGUCAUUUUUAUUGUCUUUCCUAAUAAUGAUGAAAAGGUAUGGUUAAGAUCUCAGUGCUUUGUGAUAACAUUUCACAACCGAUAUCUAGAGAACAUAGGAUAUCUCUAAAUUUUCACAAUUCUAGUUGAUUUUACCUUACUGACGUUUUUUGUUGUUGGUGUUUUAAUUUUUUCCGAUGAGGUCAAAGCUUUUGAUUCAUUUCACUUUAUUUCAGAUGUUUAUUAGCACAUCUCUCGUCAACACUGUAGCAAAGCAUUACCUUGAGCAGGCUGUCACGGCAAGAUUCGUGCGCUUUUGGCCCAAAGAAUGGGCUGGGAGACCCUAUCUUCGCGUUGAAUUAUACGGAUGCCAUGGUUAGCUUCCUUUUUGUUCAGUUUAUCAACAAUUUAAGUCUGGCUUCAGAGGCUUAUUUACUUAAUUUUCUUUCGUAUUAUCUUCAAAAAAGGCAAACUUCUUGCCUCGACCGUCCUGGCGAAUCGUGAAUGCAAAAUAUUCAUGUCUUUCCAACAUUGCUUAAUUUCCGUUUUUUUCCGUUUUUUUCCGUUUUUUUUUCCGUUUUUUUUUUCAGUUUACUCGAGAUCUGUUGAUUUCUCAAACCUGACAAGUAUGGCAAACCGCUAUCCUAAUUUCUAUACAUACGACGGAUCUGUUUUAAAGUCCUGGCACGGACGUUUGUCGAUAGAUGACGACUCCCAUAAUGCCCCCAGAUCAGCAUGGUGUGCAAAAAACAAUGAUACAAACAACAACCAGUUCCUUCAACUAGAUUUGAAAGUGACAAAAGUUAUUCAGGCCAUCGCGGUUCAAUCCCAUUCAUCAGAGGAUAAAUGGGUGAAAAGUUUUACCAUUAGUUCCAGUCUUGAUGGGCUGUUUUGGAAGCAAUACACAGAUGCAGGAAACUUGAAGGUGAGCUUAAUGAUCGUAAUAUUAAUAAUGGUAGCUUAAAGCUUAUAGUUACACGUUGCUGUUUCCGCCAGACUUCGAGAGAAGUAUAGAGCGGCUUACACAGAAACCAACAGAACAGAUAAGAGAGCGUAUAUGGAAGAUCCAGCAAAAGAAGCAGAGGAAGCGGCACAAAAGGGAGAGCAGAGAAAUGUCUAUAAAGGAAAAUAUAAUGGCAAUAGAAAUGUCCCCAUACGAGAUAAACAAGGACAGCUCCUCACCUCUGAAAAAGGCCAAGAAGCACGCUUGGUAGAGCAUUUCAAUGAAGUCCUCAACAGACCACCACCAGAAGAGGAGCCUGAUAUACCAGAAGCUGAGGAGGACUUAAGUGUUGACACCGGACCACCAAAGAAAGAAGAGAUCAUUGCAGCCAUUAAUUCUCUAAAAAACCACAAGGCACCUGGCAAAGACUGCCUCAAUGCUGAACUGUUCAAGGCAGAUGCUGUGACUACGGCAAGCAUAUUGCAGCCACUUUUCAACACCAUCUGGGACUGAAGGAAAAUUCCUGACGAUUGGAAUAAGGGUGUCAUCAUCAAGAUACCAAAGAAAGGAGCUCUGUCUGACUGUAACAACUGGCGCGGCAUUACACUAUUAUCCACCCCUAGCAAGAUCUUAGCGAAGGUCAUCAUGAAGCGCUUAUCACUGGCUGUGGACCAUAGACUUCGUGAAGAACAGGUAGGUUUCAGGAGAGGAAGGGGCUGUAUUGAUCAUGUUUUCACACUGAGAAAUAUUAUUGAACAGAGUACCGAAUGGCAGCGAACUCUCUAUAUCAACUUUGUAGAUUUCGCUAAGGCCUUUGACAGCGUGCACUGGCACAGCCUCUGGAAGUUAUUACGAGCAUAUGGAAUCCCCUUCCACCUUGUUGAGAUCAUCAAAAGCUGACAACUUUACCUGAUGUGUUGGUGAUGGUGACAUCUUUUUUGAAGUUCACACUGGUGUCAGGCAGGGGUGUGUAAUGUCUACAUUUCUUUUCAACCUUGUUGUGGACUGGAUCAUGCAUCGCACCACUGAAGAUCAGGUCAGGGGAGUCAGAUGGACACCUUUCUCCUACCUGGAAGACCUGGACUACGCAGACGAUCUAGCCUUACUAUCACACACCCACACCCACAUACAAGAGAAGACGCGUCGCCUCAACACCUUUGCAAAGCAAGUUGGCCUGAACGUCAGCAGCAAGAAGACUGAAAUUAUGGCACUGAACGCUACCAACACACGACCAGUCCAGAUUGAUAACGAAGAGCUUCCUUACACAGACAGAUUUACCUACCUCGGCAGUAUCAUCAGUAGAGAUGGAGGAACUGAUCUGGACAUCCAGAGCCGUCUCAACAAGGCCAGAAAUUCGCUCAAUAUGAUGAACAAGGUAUGGCGUUCUUCCACCUAUAGUACUCGUACCAAGCUGAAGCUCUAUCAUAGCUGCGUCCUUACAACCCUCCUGUAUGGCUCAGAAUGUUGGCGCUUAACGGAGAAGGAUCUAUCAAAACUCUCCACUUUCCACACCAAAAGCCUUCGGCGUAUUUUACGCAUCUUUUGGCCUAAUGUCAUUUCCAACAAAGAUCUUUUUGAACGGUGUGGAACCGAAUCAAUGGCUACCAUCCUGAUGAGGAGACGCUGGAGGUGGAUUGGCCAUGUCACCCGCCAUUGCAAAAACUGCUAUGUAUUGGACGCCAGAAGGGAAACGCAAGCGGGGUCGCCCCAAGAUCACAUGGCGACGGACAGUUGAGAAGGAAAUAAAGGAGAUGGGGAAGACCUGGGAGGGCAUCAAGUUCAUGGCAAGGGAUCGCCAGAUGUGGAGGGAACACGUUGCUGCCCUACAUGCCUGUUAGGCGUAAAGGGCAUGAAGAAGAAGAAGAAAGCUUAUAGUGCGUUAUUCUAACAUGUUAAUUUGAUCAAAUGCGCAUACGCAAAGAACAUUCAAUGUCGCGACGAAUACAGAGGUACUCGCCUAAACUUUCCUAAAUAAAUUUCAUAUCGCAGGUAACACGAACCAAGCUGUUGUUUUUAUAGCAAUAAGAUCAACUCUAAAAACUUUUUGGAUACACUCAGCUCUUUUUUGCAACUCAUUUCACUUUACCAGUAUUGUUGGUUUUCCACACCUAAGGAAGAAUUGAUCGCAAAUAACUUUAUCUGAUCCUCUGUAGGUAUUUGAUGGGAACACACAUCGACAUAGUUUAGUCAAAGUGGAUAUUAAAUAUAAUCUCCGUGCAAGAUAUCUGCGAAUUCACCCAAAAACCUGGUACAAUCACCCUUGUUUAAGGCUGGAGGUGUUCGCCAAAGAAGGUGAGACAGCAUGAUCCAUCGAGAACACUCUUUCAUUUUUUAUUUUUUUUAUGUAUCAAAGCAUUAAAUACUCAUUUAUCAGGGGAAAGUACGCAAAAAUAUGCCAUAUAACUAGUUGAUUUACGACCAUUCACAACUUUUCAAAUAUACUUCGUUCUUUCCAUAUUGGUGCAUGGUGCCUAGUUGUCAAAUCAGUCGAAGGUCGUAGUACCCUUUGCCCUGGGAAAUGGAGAAAUUGACUACAAGUUGAAACUGGUGUACAUUUAACACAAAUGUGACUUUUUGGUCACUUUGUGAGGUCAUUUUGUUGAGGUAAUUGUUCUUUAACUCUAUCCAUGUAAGCAGAUAUAAAGCAAAAAUCGGAAUAAAUUUAUACUAUUAUAACUAGAGUGGAAAGGAACACAAUAUCGUAACCUUAAUGCGUUGAAUUGACCAUGGUAUUGUCUGACAGAUAUCUUGCCCGUUGGGGUUUUUUUUUUCUAGACUGCAUUGAUCCUCUAGGAAUGCAGAGUGGUCAAAUUUCUGACAAAGAUAUUAAAGCGUCUAGCGCUCUGAGGGUGAAUUACGAACCCUGGCUUGCCAGGUUACACAGUCGGCUGGGAGAAGGAGGAUGGUGUGCAGGGGUUUGUAAACAUUUUAAGCUUUCCUCAUAAAUCGAGAAAAAACGUAAACUCUCGGAAUAAUCGCUCUGGUAAUUACAGAGACAUGCACACUUUCGAUUUUAGAGAAUACGUCGAUUCUUGCCGCCAUUACUUCAAGCGUGGUUAUCAUGAUACAGAGAUAUUUUCUAGUGAACCGCAGCUGAAAAGAACGAGUAAUGAAACGAAAGGUGUAAAAUAUCAAUUUUUACCGAACAUGGGACAGAAGCAAAUGUUAGUCCCCCUUGAAAUUUGCCAGCUGCUUCCACUAUCUCAGUUGAACACUUUAUUUAUAGGCCAUAAAAAAGGCGUUCACGAGCUAAGCCAUGAACGACAAAUUUGUCGAGUAUUGCCAACUCCAUCGCCCCAUUUUCUCUUUUAGAGAAAUGAUGAGAAUCAAUAUUUGGAGAUUGAUUUGAAACACCCUUACCACGUGAGACGAGUAGCAUCGCAAGGAAAGUCCUCAGUACCCGGAUGCAUUAUCCCGGACGCUUGGAUCACAAGCUACAUGAUGCAGUUCAGACGUGAUACACUAGACUGGUGGAACUACACUGAGAACAACACCAUCAGGGUGAGGAUCCUUUUAUUGUAAUAGUUAUAUCGCUUGAGAGGCUAUAUUUAGAAGGACUGAAUAUGUUGUUGUGCUGUUAGUUUAUUUGUUUUCUUAGUCAUCGAAGUCUUAUUACAAGUGUUAUUAGAAUUCUUUAUAUUCAUGUUGCCCGUGAUGUUGUCUCCCGGGAGCAAUAAGGGACGGCGACGCUGUGGAAAACGUCGUGUAUUAAUAUUUUAGUUAUACUUUCGCGUGCGACCGGAUGUGUUUACCAACUCUUACGGCCCCACACCUCAAAUUCAGCAUAACGUACGUGAGCAACGGUGGCUUCCAAAAUUGAAACUAGAAUGAUUUUUCCGUCGGGGUUUCCAUUUUUAGACGCAACUUUUUGUGAUUUCACGUUGUUGCUUUGCAGAGGACUGCUAAGAAAUGUGCAGAAUUUUAAAACGCACGUGCAGAGCUAUUCUUCUGCUCAUUAGAUCUUUUGUUUUGCAAAAUCCUCGUUACCGUCGCCGUCGUGGUUUAGUUAAGGUCCCAAAUACCCAGCAAAGACGUAGGAAUCAUGUUUAUGAGCUCGAGUUUAAAACAGGUUUAAAAAUCCACAAACUAAAGUCACUCACCGUUUUUUACAACCCUGAGUUGUCUUUCCCUUGAGCUCUAACUUAAAUGUCUGCGGGUAACUGCUCACCCUUUAAGUUGUAACCCUGGUAAAAUAUAUGACAUAACCAAAACAAAUGUCUCCAAGUUCAGUAAUCUAAAUUGCUACAUAACCAAAUUUUUAUGUAUAGGAGUUCUCUGGAAAUAUCAAUACCACCCAUGUGGUCACUCAUCACUUAAAGAGCCCCGUCAUUGCUCGCUAUGUGAGAUUUCGUCCCAUGAAUUGGUUCCAAAGAAUUUGCAUGAGAGUGGAAAUAUAUGGAUGCAAAGGUAUUUCUUUAUAUAUUUAUUCAGAUAAACUAGUCAGAUUUCUUCAUUUCCUAUUCCUUACGCGUCGACAGAGAAAGAGAAACUUCUGCGUGAUACUAAUAAACUGUGCGCUUUUAUUUUGUCACUACGAAACAGCGCUUGCGAACAAAAUCUCUGAUUUGUCUUCAAUUAGUUGAUUUCUGGGAAAUACUUCAUAGGUUAUCAGCGGAAUAGUAUCCUGUUGUUCUCAUUCGUGGCAAAAUAGCUCAGGAAACUUCGAAUCGGGUUUGUUUUACAGGUUUUUGAAGAUUUACUUCGUUGUCUUUGCUAAAGCACGCGAGACGCGAAGGAAUUAAUGAGCUAAGUACAGCCAGUUUUUAUUCAUAAACAAGGCUCAUAUUAACUAAGCCUACCGGAACCGCACUGGGUGAGAUGAUACAUAUCGGCCCUCGAUCUACUUGGUGCGGACUAAGCUCAGCGAGAACCGUACUUUUAACUGGUGACAUUCUCACAGUGCGGCAACACUUGGAUCAUGAGAUAUGUUUGAAAAUUUGUGAUGUUAUGGAACUUUUCAAGCGCACUCUAAAGUCAAAAUUACCAUAGCCUUUGAAAUGAGAAACAAUGCAUUUAUUCCUUCACGAAAGCCUCAAAGAUUUUGCAAUAUUUUUGUUAAUCGUUUAUUGUCUUCCACUGUAGCUUGCUUCCAACCUUUAGGAAUGGAAGACUUCUCAAUACCGAGUAAAAACGUUGACUCAUCUGUAGCUUCAAACAUCUUCAAUGCAAGACUAAACUAUGCAGGAUCAAACCAGUUCGUUGGAGGUGUGUUUUAAUUCACAAGUUACGAAUCAGUGACGUAUCAAAGACUGUUCCUUGUGUGUCAUUUUCUUUACGUUCUUAGCAUAUUCUGACGUCAUCAGUGAUCUAUUGCUGAGCAGACGCACGGAAACAUCGAAUCUAGUUUACACAUGGAUUUAUUCAUUUUUUUUUUUUCGUUUUACGCAUGUAUAUACUCCCUUUUUUUGUUGGGGAACUUAAGUUUACAAACCCUGAAGGUUUUAGUUGGAUUUCUCACUCAUUCAUCUCACUUAUUUAUCAUUAAUCAUAUUGAGAAUAGUACGUGGACGUGCGUAGAUAUGGAAUUUAUCUUCGGGUGUUUGUUACAAAUCGAUGAAUGGAAAAAAGAUACCACAAUCCACGCAAAAAAGUCGUUAAGUACGUGGGCGAUAAGGCUCAAGAUUAAAAAAAAAAGUUUUAAAGAAAAUUGUCUCUUCGUUUCAGGGCGAGACAAAAUCAUCUUACAAAUCGACUUAGGGCAUUUUAAGACUGUCGCUGCAGUCGCUACACAAGGCAGAUAUCGUGGAACGCAUUUUGUUAGAAUCUAUCGAUUGGCGUUUAGCAGACUGGAGGGUGAAUGGUUUUACUACAAAGAAAAUGGAGAAGUCAAGGUAUUUCACAGAUGCUUCAGUUUUAAAUAAUGCUCAUCAAAGUUUCUUCUGAUAGGGCCAAUUGUCCGUGUUAGAACUUAAAAUUGUUUCGAUUUCUUGUAUCGAGAUAAGCAGCUAGUUUCCACAAGAAUUUAACAGGUUUAUUAAAUUCAAUCAGCAAAAACUUCAUAUCUUUCUUUUGAAAAGUGUUACGCCAAACUUAAUAGAAUCUUUUGUGCUCUUCGGAAUCAAAUUGCCCUCUAACGCUUUUAUCUCUUCUUCGGUAACAUUGGCAAAACGCAAGACAGCCAUUUGUAAAUUUAGCGCCCUUGCUCCUAUCAAGUUGAGCGAGGUGAUUAUAGCGGGAAAUACCUCAAUCUUCGACAAAUCAGAAUACGCGCGUCUCUUAAUCUCCGCAACAAUCAUACUACCAUACUAAUAUACUGUAUACACAGAUCACCUUUCAAUCAAUUGUUUUUUUUCAUCAAGGAAAUACAUGGCAACACAAACGCCGACGGAGUAGCUCUAAAAAUCCUACAUUACCAAGUUGUCGCCCGCUAUGUCCGUUUUGUGGUAGUAGAGUGGGUCGAAAAUGUUUGCUUGAGAGUGGAAAUUUACGGCUGCGAAGGUAAAUUCAUCCAGACGAAUUAUUUUUGUUUUAUUCUAUUUUAUUUUUUGUUUCUUUCAUCUUUAAAAAAUGAACUUGUAUACUAAAUCAUAAUCCAUAAUAUUUAUAUAAUUUAGUGCAGGAAAGCGCUACUAAUACAAUUCUGUCCUGAGAAUUGAUCAUGAACGUUGAAACAAUCGAAACAAUGUCUCACCAGGUAAAAAGUACCGAGAAGUCAACCUCGCCAGAUGAGGGGAGAAACCUCAGUUGUCGGGAAAAAAAAACAAGAAACAGUGAGAGAUAGAGGGAGAGUGCGUGCGAGAAAGAUCGGGGGUUGGGAUGGGAGGAAAAACCUUUUUGUAGAGUGAUAAUCUUAACACCUCUAUUCUACGAUCUUAGCCUGGUCAGAUCCUCUUGGAAUAGGAUCAGGAUUAAUAAGCAAGAGCAAAAUGACCUCAUCCAGUAACUCGGGACCUGGGCAUGAGCCAUGGUUGGCAAAAUUAAAUACAGUAUUCGAUAAGAUGGGCUGGUGUGCCGCUCCUUUUGAUUCAUCGCCGUACCUUCAGAUAGACAUGGGGCGAGUUGUCACUCUAACUCAUAUAGCAGUUGCAGGAAAGAGUGGUGCAGGCAUGGUGUCUGAAUUUAUGUUUUCUUCAAGCGUUGAUGGUGGCUUCUGGCGCAUUUAUACGACAGUCUCUGGAGAAAAGGUGAAUAAUUUUGUUUGUUACUUACUGUCUUUAUUCAGAGCAAAAGAGAUCGAUUGUUUCUCUUUUUCCACCUUUGCCUCUAGACGUUUACAGCAGCUACCGAUUACUCACAAGCAUUAAAGUUCCCGAUAGAUUUGGAAAUGCAAGCGCGAUUUUUCAGGUUCCUCCCUAAGAAAUGGACUGAUUUGCCGUGCAUGAACGUGGAAUUGUAUGGUUUUGAUGGUAAGUUAUUUUUCAAGCAAAAUUUAAUUUUGAAGUUGCGAUUAUCCCUUUAGAGUGGUUUAGCAAGAGGACGGGAAAGUCAUUUCAGAACGGUGCGUGCAGCAAAAAUGUAGAUAAGAAACUGGGUCGAGAACGCCGUCGUGUUGUGUUGAAAAGUAAUUUAGCAGUCGUUGCAACGAGAAUCCUCACCUCGGCUUUUUAAACAUCACCAUCACCUUUGAAUUUUCGGUUUCAUAAACCACUCUAAGGACAACGAAAUUAUCUUCUUUAACAAGCGCAAACAGAGGAUAGUUAUAGCCUACGGCAAGUAAGUUGUCAAUAUGAAUCCACAUGGGCGAUUGAACUUUGAAACUAUUCCAUUCCAGUUUAGUCUCGAGUCUGCUGAUUCAUCUAUCAAAUUUUGAAGCCCACUAAAUAAUUUUUUUUCCUAUGAUUUGUGUCGCUGUCAUUUCGUUUCGUGCUACUAGAUUUCAGCACUGCUCGUUUUUCGUCAUAAUUUUGUGAAGGAUAAUUUGGAAAUCGUCCUCGUUGAAAUUUUUGAACAGAAUUUGUUUUGGCGAACAUUCUUCUCAAUUACCCAACGAUGGAAUUGUUUACGAUGAGUUCCUAUUUAUCCGUGAAAGAAUGAAAUUAACUCAAACUUUGUUACCAACGAGCACUAGGAAUCUUCGUUCCUAUUUUAUUUUAUUUUAGUUUUUAAAUUAAUUUUUUUAGAGUUCAAAUGCAUUUUUUGAAACAGAAUUUAGAGACUUUCUUUUGUCUUAGUUUUACCGGCGCUGGUCAAAAAUUUCAAACAUAAAAAGUGAAUACCUGAGCUAUUCUCAAUUUUUUUUUUUUAAAUCACGGUAAAAACGACAAAACGACCCAACGAUGGAAUUUCAUUUUACGAUGAGUUCCUAUUUAUCCGUGAAUUGAGAAUAAAAUUAAACUCCCAAACGAGUUAGGACUAAAGGAAUCAAAGACUUCUGUUUUCCUAUUUUAUUUUAUUUUCGUGUUUUCGAGAAAAUUAAUUUUUUCCCAAAAACACCGAAUAAACCAAAGGAAGGGACCAGGUCGUUGAAAUAAUUUCAAAGACUGAACUAAAUUACGCAAAUAGGCGUUUUUCGCGACGGGAAAACCAGUGUAAUGACGUCCUGAAAAACAAGUCGGAAGUCGAAAUAGAGUCGUGUCCAGACUAUCCUCGCGCUUUCCCGUUCUGAAAUGACGUUCCCGUCCUCUUGCUAAAUCACUCUAUCGUCGCGGCGUAAGGCGCUUAUCUCAGUGAUUAUCGUGGAGAUUUUAAUCCAAAUAACUGGAUUUAGGAGGGUUAGGAGGGGGGUUUCGUCAACUUGUUAUAAAAACUCGCAUUACAAAAAAACUCUAGAAGACAAAAUUAGUUUAUUAUACUCCUCAUUUCGUUUCUUAAACGUUUGAAAAUGGAUAACCGUCAUUUCAGCUAAAAAUCCUCUAGGUUAUCGUCUUAGUAUGACGAUGAACUGACAGUGUUGUAAAAAAAUUGGAAGAAAAAGGUCGGAAUGCCUAUUUGCAAAACUUUUUCUCGAUAUCAAAGUGUUACAGAUAGUAAUGAUCGUGUGGGUCAGGUUGCCUUUUUUGUGGAAAUAGUUCCUGUGUGAUCGUCUUCACGCGGAUGUGAAAAAUUUGCGACAGAAAAAGUUGGCAGUGUUGAGUAGUUAUACUCAGAAGAUACUAAAGUGACUUAAAAUAGGCCAAAAUUGAAUUUGGUGUCUAGAAUGCACGAGGCCUUUAGGACUGGCGGAGUGGAUUAUACCAAAAGAUGCUAUGACAGCAUCCAGCUCGCUUGGAACAAACUAUGCACCUUGGAUGGGAAGACUGGGUUCCAGAGAAGGUGGUGGAGCAUGGUGCGCUAAAAGUAACGAUAACAUGCAGUAUCUGCAGAUUGAUCUGGGUCACGUGAGUGAAGUACGCAGCUUGCAGAUUCAAGGAAAAGAAGGAGUUAGUAGACAUCCUACUUUGGAGAGCGCUUGGGUGAAAAACUUCACUGUAUCUCAUAGUGUAGAUGGAAUAACUUGGACAGAUCAUGAAGACUUUGGUAUUUUGAAGGUUUGUCUGUCUUAGUUUUCGUUUGUCGUUUACUGAAUGUUCUUGUGUGCUGCUGAAUUCUGUGGGAAAAUUUAUCAUUGAACUAGCCAACUAACUACUUACUAAUCAUUAAUUAAGCCUUUUUUCACCUCUAGUUUUGAAUUUUUUUUCUGUGAAUGGUGAAAUAUCGAUUUGAAAGUUCAACUCUAUUUGAAACGUGGAUAGCGAGCAAGCUGGUUUGAAAGUGCGAAUAGUAGCAUAUUCUGUGUGAAUUGUUUUUGUUAUUAAUAAGAGAUGGACACAUCACUCUGGUCGAAGUGAGAGGCGACAAGGAGCAACGAAGGGUUUAAUUGGUAGUUGACCCCGACGGCGCCAAGAAGAGGUGUAACCAGGAAGGAAAACGAAAACAAAGUUCUUGGCGACGUAGGCCAAAUACCUUUGGAAUAAAUUGGAGCUCCACCCGAAGAUGCGGGGUGGGGAUGGGCGGGUCUUGAUUUGCCUUCUCUCGGUCAAACUUGGAAGAGACGAUUUAAUGAUGUCAAAAAAUAUUUAACUUCUCAGGAAGCAAUACAAAAGUGCGUAAACUCUAGGGUGUUACGUCGGUAACAAUGAAUUUAUUUGAAAUAUUAAAUACUUCGAAUUCCAACAGAAUAUAAAUAUUCAAAUGACUUUGAAGAACAUUAUCACUGAGAUUUUAUAAAAACACUCCGCUAUUUGACACUGUUUGAGAACCUUUUUUGGGUAAAGAUAAGUUGUUUGAACUUAUAAAAUACUUUGAACAUAAUAACGAUUUCAGUCCAACCAUUUGUUUUUCAAAUUCAAGGUGUUUCGUGGUAAUUCAAAUCCCCACGAGUCUAGAACUGUGUCUUUGGAAGUCUCGAUAAUUGGACGCUAUUUCAGAAUUUUUCCCAAAAGUUAUCAUCGUCACAUGUGCAUGCAAAUGGAGCUAUACGGAUGCCAAGGUGGGUAGAAUACCGCCAUCAUCUGCACUGAGACGUAAAACUGCCCGACAUGAUUAUAACAUAAGAGUAACCUUGGCUUGGUAGCAUGAUUUUCGUAAAGGAUAUUGAGUAUUUGAUGCUUUUAGGAAUACUGAUAACGUUAAGGUUACACUACUUUAACUUUUAAACUCCUUUUUUUUUCAAAUUGAAAUAACAAGAACAUAACAUGCACGUUGACGCAACUUCUGCACGGACCAAUUUAACCUUUGCUGCGUAUGUAGGAUGUUUUUCAGGCCUGAUGGCUGUAUUAAAUAUUAAUAUUUCAUAUAACUAAUCCUUAGUCAUGUAGCAUCGUUUAAAUAUUGAACAGCCAAAACACUUUAUUUGAUAGAAAAAAAUGGCUAAUAUUCUGAUUUGCAUUUUUCUUUUAGCUUGUGAAAAUCCCCUUGGAAUGGAAAACUAUGACAUUCCAGACCAUGCACUGGUCACAAGUGGUACAAAUUAUGACGCAAUCGACGCUCGAUUAAACAAACUAGCCAAAUUCCUUUUACCUACUGAAGUGGACGAGUACAUUCAGGUUGACCUUGGGCCCGGAGGCAAAUCAGUUACUGCUAUAACAGUACGAGGAAAUUUUGCUUCCUCCCAUAUUGACUGGAUUAGCAAAUUUGUUCUAAAUUACAGUAGGAAUGGGUGUGAAUUUUUCUCUUACAUGGAGGACGGCACCGUGAAGGUAACGUGAAGAGUUUAUGUGUCGGUCGAUUAGAUAACUUAACAGUUGCAAUUUGGCUGUUCACCAGCUUUCACUCGAGUGCCAUCGCACAAACUUGUCCCUUUAAACUGCGGGUGCAUGAAAGAUCAAAUUAAAUAAUAUUUUGCGACCAACUUGUGUCAUUGCUUACUGUAGAUGGACUACCUUUAAUUCUCAAUGACAAUGGACGCCACUUCAAAGGACGGAAGCAAAGCUCCCUGCUAAAAAAACCGCAGAAUUUCACUUUUACGGGCAUGAAAAUAUGAAAUUUAACAAACGAAGAUCUAGAACAAAAAAGGAAGAGAGCAAAGUCAAAAAAAAAAAUACACAAUACAAAGUAUUGCCUUUUAUUUGACGCCAAGUGGACAGUUUUCGUAUUAGAUGUUGUUUGCUGUACGUAAUUCACUCUAGUCGAACUUUGGACCUUGGAAUAGGACGUCACACUGAGGGUUUAACUUUGAAAUACACAGCCUUAGAGUUCGGCAGCGAUCUGUUUACUCUCUGUUUAGUACAUCCGGGUGUCUUUCUCAGCGCUUAACCUGACUUGAGGUCUGCCAGGAUUGUUAUUCAAAAUCUCAAUGAGUGUCAGUGAGAUACCGCUUGCCUUCUCCGUCGACGACGGUCACGUUACAGGCCCGCUUAGGCACUCAGUGUCAAUAAGCAAUCAUGUUUUUCCUUCUCCAACUCUCUUAAGCCUAGGUAGCAUUCUGAGUUUUCAAGAAGAUUAGUUAGAUGUCAAAGCGUUUCUAGUUGAGGCUUCCAUCAGAAUAAAGAUCAUGCAUUGUUUUGUAAUUUGUUUGCAUUUUUGGUACAAAGCUGACCGCAGGAGAAAUAGUAAAUUACUAUUUCCUCUUAAAAUCAUUGCAGAUUUUCCAAACUCCUCCAGAUAAUAGAUUCUUUGCUACAAGGCACAGAUUACAGCACAACAUCACAGCCAGGUACUUUCGGGUUGUUUUAAAAGACUGGAUUAAUCGUCCAUAUAUUCAGUUGGAGCUCUACGGCUGUAAAGGUAUGCUAACGGUUAGAUAAUUUGGUUUGAUCAACUGAGUUGAUAAUAUAAAUAGGCCACUGUAAAAAUUUUCCUAAAGGUGACUUUUCGAGCGUUAGCCCUUCGUCAGGGCGCAUAGAGGAAUGAUGGGUCGUGAGUGUGUUGGAGCUUCGCUAUUGGUGGGAACAUGGUAACGACAAAAAUAAGAGUAAAUAAGUUGAAUCGAAAAGAGUCUGUUUAAGAGUGCCGGUUUGAAAGAUAAAAUUUUGGUCUAGAGUUUUGCACCUUUCUUAAAAAGAGAUCGAAGUGUCUGGUCUUAGUCAUUCCUUUCUACGUCACAAAGGAGUUCUCGAAAUCGGUUGCCCAGUCGUGAUCCUCUUUCGCCAAUAUAUACCUUUUUGCAAUAAGUGCAAGGUAUGCAAUAGGUGACAUUGGGGGAAGUGCCUUGGCAAUUUCCUUACUUGCUUCAUCAUUUAAACGCCAAAAUAACAAACUCUAUCUUUCUGCACGAAAACAAAAAACAAGAAGUUAUUGCACACCUCGAGCUUUAUUUUUUUAGUCCCCUCUAAUAAAUAGCUUCUUCACUUUCCAGCAUGUUUAGAGUCGUAUGGUAUCGGAAAUGACCCCUUACUAGUUUCAUCUUCGUCAGCUUCUAGCAGUAGGCUUGGACACGAACCGGAAAAUGCACAGAAUUUCACCGACACAGGUUCCUGGUGUGCUGAACAGGAAAACGAAAAUGAAAACCUCCAACUUGACUUUGGAAAGACGGUCGUAUUAACUGGUAUUGCAACGCGAGGUCACCAUAGUAACGACGAAUAUGUGUCACAAUACGAGCUUGAAUACAGUGUUGAUGGAGCUCACUGGUUUACUUACACUAGUGCGUUUAGACGUGAAGACAUAAGAACCCAACUUGCCGCUAAUGUAGACAACGCAAGUGUUAGGAGGAUUGCCUUCUUGUACGAAAUCAAAGCUCGUUAUUUUAGAGUUGUUGCUAAAGUUUGGCAUAAUGGAAUCUGCCUCAGGCUGCAAGUAUUUGGUUACAAAGGUGACUGUAGUCUUAACUUUUGUUUUUAAGGACAUUAUUUUCGAGAAAUCCCAAAAUUUUCAGUCCUCUUCAUCAGCCUAUCAAAAAGUGUUAGCUAAUCUUUUGUCUUCGCAUUCAGUUGAUCUUUUUGAACGUUGAAACUCCAAUACAAAAACACGCUGUCUCUGAGGCACCAAACAGACAUCAAGGAGUUUUUUAAAAGUAGAGCUCUUUUCCUCAGAGGUUGGAAAACUUAGAUAAUUGAAACCAGGAAGAGAACAACUAGGUUGAGAUUUAGUCUAAAAUAAAGCAAUUCGGCAUAUUACGCCCAUCUAUUUAUCCUGAAUUCGCAUCUCGGAAGACAAUAAACAAUCAGUCAAUAUUAAAAAGAAUAGAAUAAGAUGGGACGAGUUAAGUAGUAAUUUUAAUUGUUUGUUAAUCAAUAAUUUGAAUUGUUACCAUACCAAAUGAGUUGCUUGUGUGGUCUGAGCUCCAGAGUGACAAAUCCUUUGAAAGUAUUUUUGUUCGACAACCUGAGCGGAAGCAGUCAUCGGACUCUUUCUACUUUAAAGAUGACUUCCGCACAAGUUGUCAGUAAGAAUCAUAUUUCAGGGCUACUGCUACUCAGACAGUUAGACCACACGAUCAAGUGUUCCCGGUCUUGAGUUCAGACCAUAAACUUAAUUUACCAAUUAAGUGAGCACAGAAGAAUUUUAAAGCCACAAAAUACGAUACUAUAUACAAGAAAAACGGAUAAAACUAAGAGAUUAACAAAUAUAUGAAUAAUACCUAUAAUUACCGUUGGACUUACUCAGGUUGCAACGAAGACCUAGGCAUGGAAUCUUCAAUAGUUAGCAAUUCUUCUAUAAACGCCUCCAGUCACCUUGGUGAAGGUUAUGAACCAUGGAAUGCACGUCAUAACCGCCAUCAUGGAAAGGGUGCGUGGUGUGCUGGUCAAAAGGCUAAGGAUGAGUUCAUACAAGUGCAAUUCACCCGGAUUCACGUCAUUGCACGAGUUUCUUUACAGAGAAAAGAGAAAACAUCUCCUGGAGAUACAGUUGGGAAGGCCUGGGUGACCAAAUUUGUACUUGCGUACAGCGAGGAUGGUGUUAGUUGGUCAGAGUACUCUGAUGGUAAUGGCGUCACGGUUAGUAUUGUUAACGUUGAUAGUUAUAAAUUUUGACGCAGGAGGUUUUUUCCGAUGCCAAAAUGGUAGAAAUUGUCAAUCGAACAACUGAAGACACUGAUAUAAAAAAUUAGAGUGAUCCAGCCUGUCGUAAACUAUACUUCCGCAAGUCUUCCUUUAUUUGUGAACCUUAAUCUCAAUUAUGUGUAAUGGAAUUAUUCUAUUGGUAAUCUGGUCAUGAGUUGGGAGAUUAUAGAACUGUACCAUUUUGUAAAGGAGGUUCUCUCUUUUAACUACAAGUGAUGGAAAACUGUCAUAACUCAUUUAUUAUAUUAUGACAGUUGUAAGUCCUAUUACAUCAUAACAUCAUAACAUAAUUUUGCAAUCCGUGAACCCAGUUAAUUUGAUUCUGUGUGUAGCAAGAGAUUUUUAAGCCUUUUGAAGAGAACAGGGAAAGGACUUUUCAUCUUUGUGGCAAUUUAAACAGUUUGUUUUCAAGUAAACUUCCUACUUAUCCAGGCUUUUUUUGUUCUUUCAAUUCAGGAGCUCACUGGUAACAAAGUACACGUCCUUGCCAACACGGUGCGUGCUCAGUUUGUGCGGAUUGUUGUUAAGGAAUGGUACCACCACAUCUGCCUAAGGAUGGAAUUUUAUGGUUGCCAAGGUAAAAACGUCAAGAUAAGCUACGCCGUGAUUCAUAUCGUUUUUUUCGGGGGGGAAGGGGGGGAAAGAGGCCAGCAUUCUAGCAUUCUUGCUUUCUCUUACGUAAAUUGCACAGUUACACCCCUAAUUGUAUAUUUUAAUGGCUUAUGGGCAUUAUAGGAUUCACAACCUGGAAAUGUAAUCGAAAUAAGUCGAUAAGCGAUAUGAUGGACAGAUGACCUGAAAAUGUUCUUUCUCACAACCUGAAAAGUGAUGUAAUUUCUCAUGAUGUACAGUUUAUGAAAGAGCUCAAUUAUGAAAUGCAUCAACAGCACAUUUAAAAGGCUUUAAUUUCACUGAUUCAUUAAUAUGUAAACUAUUUAUUUUCGUUGCAGCUUGUUUGGAGCCUCUUGGACUAGAAAAUUUCCAAAUUCCGGAUUCGUCCUUUUCCAGCUCUUCCUAUUAUAAGCUACCGACACGGGGUCGCCUAGGAUAUUACAAAAUGGAAAUGUGGGUUGCGAGACAUAAAAAUCUCGACCAGUUCUUACAGGUAACACAAUCUUCAGCGACAUCUACGUAGUUUUAUAAUAAAGUACGGAUAUAACGCGCACUGUCAUUGGUUGAAACAGCGUGCUCUAUCAGAGUAUAGAACAUAGUGCAAGAGAGCUAAAGCUGUCACGCCAUAUGCCAAAUUGUAACUAUAUCCGAACAUUUCCCAGACUUCGCUCUAGCUUUUUUCGUUGAUUGAAUGAAAUUUCGGAACAAGUGAGUCGGGUUUUCAACAUGUCAAGCGACGUAAUUUCUGUCAUUAUAACGUGAGCAGAGACGAAAAUCCUCAAAGAGAAAACGAAAUAAAAGCUCUGAGUUUUGAAGGUUUCACACUUAGUUAGAUUGCAAGCUUAGGGGGAAAAAAUCAAACACAGCUAACACUCGUGUGGGAUAUAUAGUUUCGUGUUAAAAAAAAAAAAACAGAACGAAACAGGAACGAUGAAAAGUAAAGCCAAACUGGGAUGACUGUUGAAAUUCAUGCUAAUCAUGACGGUGUCAGAGCGACUGCGAUCAUGCUGAGUUCCAUCGCGGCCAGCUCAUCAUGGCAAUCUCCGGUCAUCGCAGUGAAGCAAACCUCAGAAUUUACAUCGGCCGCCCUUCGAGUGUACAACUAAAAGUUUGCUCUAACAUCCUUUCCGAUGCGUUAAGUGGAAGGCCACAUCAGUCACAGCAGCCGAGUUUUACGGCGCUCUCAUCCCGAGAAAUCUCAUAUCCUUGUGAACAGAGCUUAGUCAAGGCUUCUCUAUUUGGUAAAUGAAAAAAUACCGUGUGUUUUGAUGAGCUGGAAUUCGGCCGGAUUUCACUGAACAUUUCACUUUCAUAUUCUGCAUUGGUGACUAAAAACUUCAGGCAAAAGUGUUAAAUUCGACCUUCCAAACUAUUUCAGCUUGUAAACUAUAUUGCAGAUUGUGAUAGUUUGAUAGUUUGACAUUCUGACAGCUUUAGUCCUUUUCAACAAAUCACAUUAUUUGAACAAUUCUUAAAAGGAUUCUGAUUGGCUUAUUGAAGCGUGCUUUAUGAGAUUAUAGAGCAUGCUGACGACACUGUUGUUUGCUUUGAAAAUAAAGUUUGUUUUGAAAAUUGAAAACAAUGCGCAGGGAAUUUUACGGGUUCUUUAUUAUAAAACAAGCAAAGAAGCUUUGACUGUGCUCUACUCUGUUGUAAAGCACUUAGAAAGCGGCUAGAGCACUCAAGAAAUGGGGAGAAACGCUCGACUGCAUCUCGUGUUUGUCCCUAGACUUCUUUCGUGCUCUAUAGCCACUUCCUGCGUGCUUUACAACAGAACAGAGCACAGUCAAGGCUUCUCUAUUUGUUCAACAGGUGGUAAUUAGAAAUAUGAAAAGAAACUCAAUUGCCUAGUAUUUCAGUGCUUUAAUAAAGAUGUAAAAUAAGGUCAGUGACGGAUACAGACCGCAAAUCAUGACUCAAUGGUGCCUGUUCAGGCGAUUCUUUGAACAUCAAAGUUUCGUAAAUCAGAAAUUGCCAGUUUUCUCGUCAUUAACGCUUGGAAUUUGGGUUAUACAAUACGAAAAUAAUCGCAAAAUGUACGAACUAAGCGAAUGUUCUCCUAAAACUAACCGAGUUCUGAACAAGCGCAUUGUUUUGACGUCGUGAUGUUAUCAAACUUGACUGCUUAAAGGAAACUACACCUGCAAACUUUGCACUACGAUCAGUUGAACUCUUUUAUCGGAUGUCAAUCGAUUUCUUCGUAGCAGCUGUUUUCAAGGGAAAAAUGAACGAAGUAAUAGUUAAAGAUUUUUGGUAAAAACAUCAUGGUUUGCCAGUUUCCCACUCAAUUAAUACCAAUUCUACCAUACUCUGUUUACCUAAGAAGGGCCGCGAUCUCUCGGCGAGGGUCGACAAGAGGUAUGUAAAAGCUCUCUUUCUUCUCUAGGUUGAUUUAGGCAAAAGAAAAACUAUUGCAGCUAUUUCAACUCAAGGAAAUCCUAACAUUGAGAAGGACUCUCGUUUAAGAGAGUAUUACCUACAAUACAGUGACGAUAGCUCCAACUGGAUGGACUACACAUUUGAAGGCCAACGGAAAGUGAGUUACUGUAUUGCUAGAACAAAAAGGGGAAAGAACAGUCAAUUAAAGUACAGACCGAGCAAAGUAGUAAUAUGUAUUUUAACUGAGCCCGUAUCGAGGAUUUAUAGGUCAUAUCAAUCGGUACUAUGCUCCGUUUACAUAGUAGUAUCCCUCAAAGAGUAUGCCAGUGUCAAUAAAUGACACCGGCAUACCUAAAGAACAAACAACUUGAAGUGCUCCUUCCAGGAUUCGAACCUACGACCUUCAGAUUAGCAUUCCGGAUGUUCUAUCACGGAGCUAUAGGAAACUAGUGGCUAUCUAUUCAAUCAGUACUUCAGACGCUGAGUAUCAUCGUUCAAUCAGUAGUUCGGACGCUCUAUCACCGUCUAAUCAGUACUUCAGACGAUCUAUCACCGUUCAAUCAGUACUUCAGACCCUUUAUCACCGUGGUGCUUAUAUGCAAUGAUGAUGCGAAUAAAAUUGGUAAAAUAAGUCUGGUGAUUUAAGCGAAGGAAGAUAUUAUUUAGUGAACGACAAAGUCAUACUCGGAGAUAAAAAUAAAAUAAAAUAAAAUAAAAAAUCCAAAAUUCCUUUAGGGAUUCGGACCUUCGACCUUUCGACCUUUCGAUUAGUGCUUCUAACGCUCUAUCACUAAGCUGUAAGAGGCUGAGGUAACCAUUACCGUUUUUAAAUGGUACGGCUUACCACAGCCUCCCAUAGGUUAUUAAAAUAACGUACAUAGUGAAAAACUCCCAGCAUACUGCGAGGUGAGAUGUGUUAUGCUUAUGCACAAUGAUGAUAACAGAGUUGGUAGAUUUUUAAGCCAGGUGAACUAUAAGAGAUUAGCGUAAGAGUUAGUCGUUUGACUAAGUUCGUGGUGGCAAAGUUCCGGCGUACUGCGAAGAUGAGAAUGUCGAAAUUUGAUGCGCUUUUGCUUGAUGAUGAUGGAAAUGAAGAUGGUCACAGCAGUUAAUAUCAAGCCUGGUUAUUGAAGUGGAAGAAGAUGUUAUUCAGUGAAUGACACAGGCACAUUCGGAGGAAAAAAAAAUCCGAUUGCCCUUAUUGGGAAUCGAACCGAUAACCUUUCUAAAGACACUUUGGAAGCUAUACCACUGAGCUACAGGAGACUUGAGGCAAGCUCUACCGUUUGGCUAAGUCCAUUGUGACAAACUUCCUGCUCACUAAGAAGCUAGGAGAGUUGAUACGUGAUACUUAUACAUUUUACCUGUUACUCUUUUGGCCGGCUUUUAGGUAAAUUUCAAACUCUUAGUACAAGUAAUGCACACAUAUUCUGCAGUUUGUCAUUUUUUGAGAACAUCUAAAAGAUGCCGUCGCUGUGAGAGUCACCUCUGAGAAGCUGUUAUUGUUGUUGCUCUAUCAUGGGUUUCAGUUUGUUUCAGUUUGUUUCAGUCUAUUCCCCAGCUACACUUUCUUCAGAUUAGCUCCGUAUUUUGAGGUCGUUUUCCUGUACAUUUCCUUUACUAAGCGGUAAUAACGGGGAAUGUGGAGGUGACCGCUACUACAGGUUCCAUAGAAUGGGGGUAUUAUGAAGAAACGAUAAGAAACGUCAUUUUAUGCCGUUGUUGACCACUUAACGUGCAAAACCUCCCUCAAAAAUACUACCAACGUUGAUUUCGGGAGUUAAACAUAAAUUAAACUUUACGUGAAAGACUGUUCUUAGUUUUUUGUUUUGUUUGUUUGUUUUUUUAAUUGGUACCGCUUUAAGUGACCGUUCAGUACAGGUGGAGGACAAUAACAAAGUUCCGUCGGGAACCCAGUCAAGGGUAACCUCGACCGCUUAAUAGAGGAGACCGCUUGAAAAAGGUGGAGUAGUGUUUAGAGGGUAAAAAUUUUGGGAGUUUGAAAGCCGACCACUUAAUACGGUGCCGUUUGAGUAGGUUCUUCUGCAGUUUUCCACCGGUACAGGUGAGCGCUUGAAAAGGGUGAACAGUGAUUAUGGGUAGACAUUUCGGGGGUCAAGAAAACUGACUGCUUGAUACGGUGCCGUUUAUGUAGGUUCGUCUGCAGUUUUCCACCCGAUCGCCCUCUCAAAGAGGUGACUGAAGUGAUAUUAAAUGUAAAAAGAUGGUAUCCUGCAACCAGAGAACGCAAGUAUUACAUGAUAUGCAAAGUGCAGUUUUUGAAUUCCAUUUCAUCUUUCAGGUGUUUGAUGGUUACAAAACCCAGGGGGCAGAAAUAAGCAGGAAGUUUUUGCCUCAGGCCAUCGAGGCUAGGUACAUCAGACUACGAGCCAUUCAAUGGUACCAUUCUAUUGGCGCAAAAUUAGAAAUUUACGGCUGUGAAGGUAGGAACAAUAAGCUUUAA
This is a messenger RNA of Pocillopora meandrina, 29447 nucleotides long. NCBI's taxonomy places the organism in Eukaryota, Metazoa, Cnidaria, Anthozoa, Scleractinia, Pocilloporidae. The record is from the annotation of a GenBank genome assembly.